Messenger RNA from Planococcus citri (citrus mealybug), 3999 nucleotides. It is a transcript of the gene dlg1, whose product is annotated as discs large 1. Gene Ontology annotation, molecular function: kinase binding. Bases 730 to 3690 code for a protein of 986 amino acids. The transcript is spliced from 19 exons. The record is from RefSeq and is a predicted model, not a curated record. Gene Ontology annotation, biological process: chemical synaptic transmission; receptor clustering; receptor localization to synapse. Gene Ontology annotation, cellular component: neuron projection; basolateral plasma membrane; postsynaptic density membrane. Lineage: Eukaryota; Metazoa; Arthropoda; Insecta; Hemiptera; Pseudococcidae.
CUUACCGUCGUCGUCGUAUUCUUUCAUCUCCUUUUUUUUUUUUACUUUUCGGUGUUGCGUGCGAAAGUGGUGUGGCACUUUGUUAUACUCGGUGGCUGCUGCUGCGGUGACUAGUGGCUUUUUUGCCUCGAGUUUUUACGUCAGCUUUUGUCAGAGGUGUGCUUUUUUUCUCUCGAAGAAUCGGCUGCGAAAAAAUGAAAAAUAAAAGCUUUAAUCGAGAUAAGAAAUUGUUGCCUGAGUGAGAUCAGCCAGCGAAAAAAAGAGCCGCAACCGGCGACUCUUCGGAUACUCUUACUGGUGUUGUUUAUCGAUUCCUGUUGUUUUUUUUCCGCAUCGCGACGUCGACAUAGUGUUGGGAAAAGUUUGCGAGAGACGAUGAUGACAAUGAUGAUGAAGGUGGCGCCUCGAUAAUGCGUUAGUGGCGCGUUAAUUACUAACAUAUCUCGGUCUGGUGCCCCCCCCCUGUUCGCCUAGCUUUUCGAUGUGUUUUGAAGAGGCAGUAGGCGACCACCACUGUAGCAGAGGUGGCAGUCGUCUGUCUUGAGGAAAGUUUCACCCAUAUAGAGACGUAAUGACCGGCAUGAUGGGCCGAGGCCGCAGAUAGCGAUCAGCCAAGCCAGCCGGCGAUUAGCGAGGGGGUGGCUGGGGUCGCGAGGGAGUGGGUAUGCGUAUCGGCGUCGGAUAAACCAGGCCAAUAGGGCGGCCUGGCGGUGCAGCCGUGAAUAGCUUAUGGCAUUGUUCGGUAUGGUGUGGAUAUUAAAGUUGAGGCUGCAAAGUAACACGUGCCUGUUCUGUCACCGGAAUAAAAAUGCCGCCAUGGCGGCUUCUUCGGCCGCCGCUGCCUCGUCCAAGGGGGCUGCCCCAGCAGCAGCAGGCGUAGUCGAUGGCGCCGCUAACUUGAUCGAUGCUCAUGGACGUACCAUGGAGUUCAAGAUCAAACGUAAUCGAACUGGAGCUGGAGAGGAUCGCGAUGAGCCACCCGGUGCUCAUUACUGCGAAGUGCACGGCUUUACGCCUAGAGCUUCAGAUAUCCAAGAAUUUUACGAAUUAACUUUAUUAGACGAUAGUAAAUCCAUUCAACAAAAGACUGCCGAAACCAAUCAGAUCGCGAAUAAAUGGGAAGCGACGAACGGACCGAUCUCAUUGUAUUCGAACAAUAACAUAAAUUCUGAGCUAAGAGGGUCGUUACUGCCAUUGACUCAGGCCCUUUUUGAUCAGCCCACAAUCAUUACCAAUGACCAUCAUUCGAGUUUUACGCAGCAGAAAAAGUUGUACAAAGAUGAAGAAUUACCACCGCCUCCGUCACCUCCUCAGCCGAUCAUCGACGACGACGUGGAUUUCAUCAACCUGCAAAGAUCGGAUUUGACGUUGAACCAUCAUCACGUCGUCGAUAAUCAUAUUGAUAUCUCGGAUAGCUGGCAGAGUAACGUGUCCAACGAAGAUGACAUACUUGCUAACUCAGCUCUUCACCAGACUGACAGUUCAUUGGUUAACGGUGGUCCUUCGGAAUGGGAAUUCGAAGAAAUCAUGCUGGAAAAGGCCGGGCCCGGAUUGGGUUUCAGUAUCGCUGGCGGUACCGAUAAUCCGCACAUCGGAGAUGAAACGGAUAUCUAUAUUACCAAGCUGAUCCCGGGUGGAGCUGCGGCCACCGAUGGACGCUUACAGGUUAACGACAUCAUUGUCAAAGUUAACAAUACGUCUGUGGUCAACGUACCUCACGGUACGGCCGUCGAAGCGCUCAAAAAAGCUGGAAAUUCUGUCACUUUGUACGUGAAACGAAGACGAAGAAAAAGCUCGACAGCGACGACGAAAUCGAGCAAUAUAUUAGAAAUAGAAUUGCUAAAAGGCAAUAAAGGUCUAGGGUUCAGUAUAGCCGGCGGUAUAGGCAACCAGCACAUACCGGGCGACAAUGGAAUCUACGUGACGAAAAUUAUGGACGGCGGUGCAGCCCAAGUCGAUGGUCGUUUAGCGGUCGGAGAUAAAUUGGUGGCUGUAAAGAACACUCUGCACGGUGAAAAAAAUCUGGAAAAUGUUACGCAUGAAGAAGCAGUGGCCACGUUAAAGGCGACUCAUGACCGAGUUAUAUUAGUGGUCGGUAAAAUGUUUCCGCCGAUAGUUGCCCCCAGCAGUCCACAUCCUUCUGUCGAUGUACCGAAUUCCCGACCGAAUUCACACGCUUCGAAUACGACGCUAGAUAAACAACAGUAUCAAAAUGCAUCUUCUCGAGCAGUCAGCACCGAAGACGUAACCCAACAGCAGCCAAAAGACGUCCGAACAGUGUCACUAGCCCGUGGUUCGACCGGAUUAGGGUUCAAUAUCGUGGGCGGCGAAGAAGGCGAGGGUAUCUUCGUAUCGUUUAUAUUGGCCGGAGGUCCAGCCGACUUGACUGGCGAUUUGAAACGCGGCGAUCAGAUCCUGACAGUAAAUGGAGGCAGUUUACAGGGUGCUAAUCACGAAGAAGCUGCUUUAGCGUUGAAAAAUGCUGGCCAAACAGUGACGCUUACGGUGCAACAUAGACCGGACGAGUUUAACAGAUUCGAAGCUAAAAUACAAGAUCUAAAACAACAAGUAUCCAAUACCGGAACUCUACUUAGGACUUCCCAGAAACGAUCCUUAUACGUUAGAGCUCUUUUCGAAUACGAUCCGUACAAAGACGACGGUCUACCCAGCAGAGGAUUACCGUUUCAGUUUGGAGAUAUAUUACACGUAACAAAUGCCAGCGACGACGAAUGGUGGCAAGCCCGUCGUGUGCUUCCAUCUGGCAGCGAAGAAGGCAUCGGUAUUAUUCCGUCGAAGAAACGAUGGGAAAGGAAACAAAGAGCCAGAGACCGAACGGUCAAAUUUCAGGGACAUGUGCCAGUCAUGCUCGAUAACAAGUCAUCGACAUUGGACAGAAAAAAGAAAAAUUUCACGUUUAGUAGAAAAUUCCCAUUUAUGAAGAGUAAAGAUGAUAAAUUAGAUGAUGGUUCUGAUCAAGAACCUUUCAUGUUAUGUUACGCUCAAGACGAUGCAACAUCCGAAGGUAUUAGAGUAAGCCGUAUUAGUAUAAUUGAACUACUUGUUGAGGAAGGUAUUCUGUCGUACGAGCCAGUUACUCAGGUGCAAAUAGAAUAUACUAGACCAGUUAUUAUUUUAGGACCAUUAAAAGAUAGAAUUAACGACGAUCUAAUUUCCGAAUUUCCUCAACAAUUCGCUUCUUGUGUUCCACAUACGACGAGACCGAGAAGAGAAAACGAGGUAGAUGGCAAAGACUAUCAUUUUGUUUCAUCUCGCGAAAUUAUGGAGAGAGAUAUACAUAAUCAUUUAUUCAUCGAAGCCGGCCAAUAUAACGAAAACCUAUACGGUACUUCGGUUGCAUCGGUGCGAGAAGUCGCUGAACAGGGUAAACAUUGUAUAUUAGAUGUAAGCGGUAAUGCCAUUAAAAGGUUACAAGUGGCGCAGCUUUAUCCAGUUGCCAUAUUUGUGAAACCAAAAUCAGUCGAGUCCAUUAUGGAAAUGAAUAAAAGAAUGCCCGAAGAACAAGCUAAGAAACUGUACGAUCGUGCCAUGAAAAUGGAAUCCGAAUUCGCGGAAUAUUUCACGGCAAUCGUACAAGGCGACACGCCCGAAGAAAUUUACAACGCUGUCAAAGAGGUAAUUAAAAAUCAAUCCGGUCCAACGAUUUGGAUACCUUCCAAAAACCCUCUGUAAAGAACCCAGUCCGAAGUAUUAUUUUAAAAAAGAAAAAAAAAUACGCGAAUUCUCUCGCGUCCAGUCAUCGCAAUUCAUGAUUUUUUUUUUCUUUCUUUAGUAAUCUCAGUUACAUACUACGUAUAAAUAAUGUGUAUCAAUAACCACGAACUAAUUUUUCUUUUCUUUUUUUUUUUCAAUUUAAUUUAUUUAUUUUUUCCGUUAGCGUGCGAAAGACUUUUUAUUUUUACGUCGUGUCGUAUAUUAAUUAUAUUUUACUCUGUAUUACUACUCAUUUUACGAUUCGAAUGAAGAUGAAGAGAAAAGGUG